AUGUUUGGCACUAGCAUAAUUUCUGAGGUUCAAACAGCUUUAUUACAUGCUCUUAAAAUAGAUAAUCAAGAUGUUAUUCAAGUUCUUCUUGGUCUAGCAACAAGUGUCCUUUUUGAUGAAUCUAUGAAACAGGAUAUUAACAUGUUAUUGAAUAAAUCGAAAUUAGAUGCAAGUCAAAAACUUACAUAUGAACUCGCUAAUUUAAACUACAAUUCAGAUGAUCAAUUACUAGAUAAAUUAGCUGAAUUUGAUCAAGCUAAAUUUCUAGAAAAAAAUUUUGAUCAAAUUAAUUUUAUUAUCGACAACCGUUCAGAAUUAGUUAGUAAAGCUUUAACAACUUUAAUGCAAUGUUAA
Rotaria sp. Silwood1 is the source of this 354-nucleotide messenger RNA. The record is from the annotation of a GenBank genome assembly. NCBI's taxonomy places the organism in Eukaryota, Metazoa, Rotifera, Eurotatoria, Philodinida, Philodinidae.